Messenger RNA from Kogia breviceps (pygmy sperm whale), 333 nucleotides. RefSeq names its product protein canopy homolog 1. Bases 55 to 333 code for a protein of 92 amino acids. Lineage: Eukaryota; Metazoa; Chordata; Mammalia; Artiodactyla; Physeteridae. The record is from RefSeq and is a predicted model, not a curated record. Gene Ontology annotation, cellular component: endoplasmic reticulum. The transcript has a single exon.
UUAGCCCAGUCGGAGGCAUUCCUCACAGACCUCUUGGAUAAAGUGUGUGAGUGAAUGAAUGACUACAAGCUCGAAGAAGACCCUGUGACUAAGAAGAAGACUUUCAAGAGACUUGCUCCAAGGAAAGGAGACAAAAUAUACAAAGAAUUUAAAAAAUUCUAUUUUUAUUCUGAUGCUUACAGACAUUUGAAAUUUGCGUGUGAAACUAUAAUGGAAGAGUACGAAGAUGAAGUAUUCUCACUUAUGGCCCAGGAGGCACACUACAUCUCUGACAAGCUGUGCAGUGAAAAAUCAGGUCUGUGUGAAACUUCUACUAAUCACACUGAACUCUAG